GUCUCUCAUUGCAAACCGGCUGUACCAAAAAAAUUUGAUUCCUUGAUUCGUUGACUACCGCCGCUCGUUAGACGGCCGCAUACAAUUCAUUGACUACUUUGGAUUGAAAUUGAUGAUAAAUUAAGACUAAGAGGAAGGCGGAGAGAACCCUUGCCUCCAAAAAAAAUGCUCGUGGCCACAACCGCUUUUGAUCAUAAUGUCCGAAGAUAACGGGCAACGGCGACGUUGUAGUGUCAUUCUGCAGACAUUGACGUAUUGACCAGCUUGCUCUCGUGCUUGAUGUGCAACAGUAAAGUCCCCAGUUACGGUGCAGAAACAAUUUCGCACUUGGUUCUCACCAGACCUUCGACUCGGUCUAGCCUCGUCGAGCACGAAUACGUGUUGAAGGGGGUCGUGUGAUAGUCUGGCGGAGCAGACCCUGUACCCGCACCGACGUUUUCCAGGGACCUACGUAGGCACGACCGGAGUUCGCAACAGACGUGUGGUCGGCGGAGAUAUUAUCGAUAGAUAUCGCUGUACGAAGUGCAAGUGCCCGAGGACGAGGCUCGAUCGGCAAUCGCUGGUCAUUCGGAGUACACACAGCAUCCAUCACUCGAGCUAUUACGAGAGAAUCUACAGGUGAGCAACAGCACGACAGCGACAGGCUUCGAAGAUGCUACAGCGUUCUUCGACAUUUCUAGUCGGGACGCGACAACAACGUGUGAACCUGGCAGAAUUCGGCAAGGAAGAGAGGGAAACGGUAGAAGCAGCGUGGCUUCGACGCAAUGUACCACUAUGCUUCGCUUGUGAAGCAUACCAGGAUACGCAUCCAGCUAAAAAACAGAUGGGCUUGACAGACGCUGAUGCAACGCUGUGCUCACCGAUGAUGGUAAAAGCACAUGAAACUAAGACCUAGUUUCAGUAGGAAAAUUUAAUGGUCUACUUUCUACAAUGCUGAGUUGUGGGCUAAUAGAGCCUAAAAUACUCAUGAUCGCACCGAUUUUAUCGACCAAGUGAUGGUACAACAACGUACGAAUGAUUGUAUCAGGCUUGUUGAUGUUUUGAUUUUUCUAUUCAUGGUCGUCUAUCAUGUCAGGUAGGCGUAAUGGACGGGGUGUCACAGCUAGAAGAAUUUGGAAUGGAUCCAAGCGAGUUGCCACAACAGCUAUGUCGCGCAGUAGAAGAGCUCGCUUUUCAACAGCUACUACCAGAAACAGACGGAGGCAAUGCGAAGGAAAUGUAUUCCAUUUUUAGAAGGCCGUUUACCAGUAGUCCAGUUUUAUUCUAUAUUCGAGGACCACAUUGUCAUCAUCGUGAACGACGUGCUCGCUGGAACAAACAACAGCUUGUUUCCAGGAAAGAUGAAAUAAUAGGUCUUUUUGUUCUUGGACGUUGACGUGAAAUAUUCAUUCUGAUUUUAUGCUUUCAACUUACAGAUAUCGUGGUCCAGUUUCGUUGCUCUCGGACGCGUACCAGGCGACGGACGCACUGGGGUCUACCACUGUCUUGCUUUGCGCGCUUGACAACCAUACCAAAGUGCACGGCCGAACACAUCCGAUGAUAGCAGUGUUGAGCAUUGGAGAUUGCGAGCUUCUCCUUCUAAGAAGAUCGAAAUCGACAGCUCCGCUCGAAACUGUACUCAAGAUCAGAAGUACUAAUCUUUUCUUUAUCAAGUCCAGUUACUCUCUUGACACUAAGAAAGUUGUUCGUGACUCGAAGAUUUACUGCAUGCUCGUAGCGAUGAUAGGUGGACGAUGGUUCUGAUGUACUAAGUGAUUCGCAUGUGGACCGUUAGAACUUAUUAUUACACAGAGGAGAUUUUUCUACUUCUAUAAUGAUAAUAGAAAUAAUCUCUUGACCAUCUUCAACGCAGAUAUUUCAUACGGAGAUGCAGAGGAUAGGCGGAAACAAGCAGGCGCCAUUACAAGUUGCGCGCGUCGACGAGAGAAUAGACGAAGAUUUCGAGGAGGAGAUAGCACUUGAGGUACUUAAUUUACUCUUGCCUUACCGAUUGAAAAUCAAGAAGUGAAAGAGAAAAUUUCCACACCUUCAUCUGAAACUAGGAGCAGGUGGUCAUGACUCAUGUUUUAUCAUUGUGGUGAUGAAGACGUUGAAUACAGAAGUGAAUGACCAUGACGCUGAUGUCAUCGAGGAUCCUCAGUUACGCUCAAGAAUGUGAGUAGCGGUGGAUGCCAAUCUGAUGUCUCAUUUCUGAAGAAAAUCGUGAUCGUGAUCACCGUCUCUUUUGUGGAUUGGCACUGAUGAUGAAAUGCUUGUCAUUCUUGUCAGUCAAAGGCUUUUCGUUUGCGGCGGAAGAGAAUAAUGAUUGCUUUCCUCUUCUUGCUACUAGCUGAAGAUAGUAGUCACAAUCCUCACUUGAACGCGUUGUCAGGCAUUUCUAUCCCGAACGCUCACCCUCUCAUAGGUGAGCCAACUCCUAUUUUAUCCUUUGAUGAAGAUGAAGAACUAUCGAUGAGCCGGCAAAUAACUACAAUCACGCACUCAGAAUGAUUCUGGAAGAAGCUUGAUGAAAUUCGUCAGGUUAUUCGCGACGGAAGCGCGGUUCACUGCUUUACAGCGCAGGAAGGCGACGUCGUUAUAAUGGGAAGUGGUAUCCUCGACUGAUUUAUAACAUUGUCUGAUUAUCAAUGUAUUGCAAUUGCAGAUACUUCUACCCAAACAACAUUCCAGGCAAAUGAAAAAUUUAUGAAAAUAAUUGGAAAUGUGUUUUUGAAUUACAUACUUCGUUUCGUCUGGGUUUUUAGAUCGCAUUUAGUUUUUUGGUAUAAGGUUUCAUUCUUGAUUUUGUAGAUGGGAUGUUGAUAGUACUGGUGAGCCUCGGCGGCGAAACUUUUAGUGAAUUGAGUAUUGAACGAUAGAACUACAUUGUCUAAUAUUACGUCUUGAAGUUUUUAAUUCUGUUUGAUAGUGAUAGCAUAUUUAUUUGUAAAAUCUUUGUAGAAAUAUAUGACAAUAAAAUAUUUGUUGUGUACCAAGAAGGUAGACUAGGGCAGAAGCUUUCUCAGUACUAUUAUAUUUCAGAUUUGAAUGUUUAGCGUUAGUAGUUACAAACUGAAGCAAAAUCAAGAGGUGUGGUACUUAGCAGUAUACUCUCCUGCAUGUCGUUUCAAGGUCUAGAAAAUAUUGUGGAUGAUGAUUAUUCUCGAAGACUCAAUCUCCGAACCGAUGCUGAAAUACCGCUCUGAUUUUUUGUUGAUGGAUUCAUUUUUUUAGUCGUGUUUACUUCUGCCAACGGAUAUUGUACCACACUACAUUGAUCGAGUAAGAAAUAAUUUUUGAAUACCCCUCAUUAGUCUUUGAACGUUAAUGUUUUUAAUUGGUCGUCCCUAUUACCUAGAUUGACUAAGUAAAAAUAGUAAAACAUUGCGAAUCAAGAUGUUUAGCCGAGAUCGCACGGAAUCGUAUUUCAGCGAGGGCACUCACAGUCCAGGGACAAGUCGGAACGUAGGCGCAGCGUCGGCAAAGCAGUUUGGUGUCGGCGGACUCCUGGUGGAAGGAAUGGCACAGCUAGGUGGUGUCAAAGCAGCAUUGGAGAUGGCAAGCAAACAGGAAAAGAAUGGCGAAUGCCAUUUAAAUGGGACUGCCAACGUCGGAAUGCCAUCUUCGAAUGAAGCCUACAAGAGUACUAAUUGCGCUGUUGCUGACCACAUCAGUGCUGCUAAGCUGCAGUCGACGCAGAAGGUUCAGGCCUCCUGUUCUCCUCACUUGAAGGGCGUCGGACAAGAAGAUGCUUCUGUUUCUGGUCAACAAAAGAGCAGGUGCAUUGUGACUCAAGGUCCUGAACAAGCUGAUAUAUCCAAAGUGAAUUCUGUUCAUGAUGGUGGAGACAUCGACUGCAUGGGCAGUGAGGACUGGGAAGACAUGUACUCUACACUCGAACAACAAGGAUUCGGAGCAGGGAAAGGUCAAUCUUCUAGUACUGAGGAGGAUCAUGGUCGUAUUGGGCAAAAGGAAGAUAGUAUUGAUGAUAUUGAUAUUCUCGGUAACGGGACGAAUUAUGCUCUUCUACAAGAUGAGAAGCAUGACCAGGAAAAGCGGGAUCAGGGUUUUCUGCUCGAUCAGAAGAAGCAUAACAAGAUGAACGAAGAGAGGAAUUUUUCCAUGACUGCUACACAUGCACUCGUGAAAAAGCGCGCCUCCUCUAGCUCUACACAAGAAGUACUAGAAGAACAAGUUGUACAACCGCGUGAUCCUGUACUCGAAGCAGCACGCGAUCACUGGUACGAGUUUCGAGAGGGGACUGUCCCUAUUCUACGUUUGAAGCAUGUCCCGCAUGAUGUCGACGUAGUGCAUGUGGAAGAUGCUUUGGGAUCUCAUGCCGCGAACUUGUGCGGACGCAUUCUGGUUGAUCGCACACAUAAGAUGAUGCAAUUGGAGUUCCGUAAUCUGGGCCUGUGUCUUGCAGCACGCGAAGCUUUGUGCCGUGUGAAACUAAAACUCUACUACGAAACACACGUCCUCGGCCCUCUUAAGCUCGCCGCAAAUCAAACACCGGGAAAAAUGCACUCAGUAUCGUCGCACAAACAAGGCCGUCAGGCUGCGGCUGCUGCUCUAGCUGUCAAAACUUCGGCUACAGAAAAUGUUGAUACAACUAGCUUGCAAGUACUGCCUAAGAAAUGUGACUCGGAGAAGGACGACAAUAAGUGUAAACAGGAAGAAAUGGACAACAAUGCAGCGAUUGGUAUGGAUUGUGAUCAACAAGCAUUGUUCGUGGAGGAGCAUGAUCUUGCUGGACAAGGUCCAUUGAAGCGCCGAAAAACGACGGAGCAUAUGAUAGAUUGUCAAGACGUUGAUAGCAAGAAGAUGGCUUCUCCUUCGUCAGAUAAUGAGCUCCCGAAGGGCCGCACGACCACGACUGAGACUCCCACUAGACUACCGUCUUUUGAUAAUCUCUUUAUCGUAGAUCAGCAGAGGACCCGAUCUUUGAGCCAAUUCUCGCUGUACAACUUGACUGCGAAGGCCCUACAAGUAGCGCGUCUGCCUCCAACUGUGCGUGGAUCUUCAUUCGAACGAGAGUCCAAAAAAGCUGGCCUCUCAGAUGGCGUUUCCGAACGGACGCUGAGCUCGGGCACGCCACGACUCUCUGCCGACGUGACGCCACAGCACCAAUGUGCAGUGUCUGGUGUCGGCGACACGACGAUGGAUGCAGAAACAGUUGCAAACGGAAAUGGAGAUCGAACGACACCGAAUAUUGUGCCGAAAAGCUCGCCCUUCGUGCGUUACACGGGUGCUUCUGAAACGAACGUUCCUGCGGGCUGGUUCCCCAAAAGCGGCUACCGUUGUAAUCCAAAUAACUGCUCCUACGAUCGCAACGGUGCGCCCCGACGCCAAGACAAUCACAAUUAUGGAUUCAAAGGCCGUCCUGGUGCAAAGCACGAUAAUCGAGGUAAAGGCGGCGGUAGAAAAGGAAUCUACGAUAGUCGUGACAAUCGUAGUCGGUCGAACGGUCACCAGCACGGUAACUAUAAUAAGAAUAAUCCCAAGUACAUCAAUAACCAUGGAGGUAAGCGGUGUGGAGGAGGUGCCCGCAAGGGAAAUGAUAAACGUCAUCACAAUAAUCAUCACAACGGUAAGGGAAUGGGAAAUCACUACAACGACAGAUGGAAUGGUCCUCUUAAGAGACCGGAGCAUGGUCGUGGCGGUAAUUUUCGCAACAACAGAAACAACCGCAAUCGUGAUCGCAGUGAGACCUGGGCGGGCGACAAUCACCACGGCGAUUCUCCCAGGGAACACGGCCCGCUAUCAAGCCCUCGCCACGGAACUGGGAAGGGAGGCAACAUCAACAACAAUUUUAGGCGCGGUUCAUCUUGGGAUGACGGUAAUUUUAACGAUCAUUACAAUAAUAGCGACUACGAUGAUCACGAAGAUUACGAGCAUGAUAACUACAACUACAACGCUUCCUCCGCUCACCCAGAUGAUUAUCGGAGCAACCACCAGCCCGCCGACGGCGACUACAACGAACAGAACUACAACAACUUCGCUGAAGGAGACUUUCAAAGCUUUGAUGAACACAUUCAGAAUAGUCAGUACUUCUCGGGUCAACACCAGAACGGACAAUACGAUAAUAAUGCACCAAUCGCGAAUAAUGGUGGCGACUCGAAUCAGCCCUGGGACGACGACACAGUCGCUAGUGGCCUGCAGGCUUUGAUUGGGUCUAGUGCUCUGGAUUUUCUGGGCAGCAACAUAUGACCGAACUUCACUAGAAAAUGAUAUAUUCUGACUCAUCAGUUAUCUUUCUAGCGCUGCACUUUCAGAUAUCAAUAUUUGUUGCGAAUAUUCACUCUCUCUCUUUGAAGCUUACCCAGCUUUGUCAUCCGAAACAUAAUUUUGAAAAUGGAACGGGAUUGAGAAUGAAUAUUCGAGUAGCUCAAUAAACCCUCCUGUUUCAUAUAACGGCUCGACGAAUAGUGGCAGCAGUACGUACGCGGAGCAGUCAGCAUCUUCUUCCUCAAAUAUCCUAAGUGGUCUAUUGGCCCCACCAGCAGUUACUACGUCUGUACCCUCCGCUGCUUCUUCAGUUGAGGAUGAUUGGUCAAAAGUGUGGAACGAGAUAAUUGGCAGUUCUUAGGUACGAAACUGAAGAGUCAUGGAAGCUGUUUUGUAUCUUACUAACUCCUGGAGUCUGCAUCGCUGGCUUGGGUCUCCAAUAAGAGGCGUUCCUGAGUACGGAGAUCGAUCGAGUAAGCAAGAAAAGGGAGAGAUUUCAAGCAUCGUCGGGAGUCUGUUUGAUGAAGCUGAACUCUCUCGUGAACAAGAAUCUGCUGUUUGAUUAUGUUGUUGUAAACUAGUUGUACUGUGUGAACUUCGUGAUUUUAUAGUUCGUGUACUCAAGGGUUAUGUUCGUAUCUAUUCCACUACGCAAAUGUUGUUUCUGCCGACCCACACAAAUCAUACAGCAGUUUAUCUAAUUGACAAUAUAAUCGAAAACUUAAGAUAAGCGAGAAGCUAACUGAAAUUAAAGGGUCGCUACGUUGUUCCUCUUUCAGUAUCUCGGUUAUUCAAAGUAGCAACUUGCUUAUUCCAGUUUUUCGAAUACGCAUUGAAUCUAGAAAAACUACUGGCUAAUUACGAACAAGGGCUGUGGAUUUUCAUGUAUAUUUUGAUCGUGGAUAAUCAUUGUGUUAACAAGUCUUCGCAUGUUUCCAGACGCUAAUGUAUAUAAUAAUUUGGCGAAUAGAUACAAUAUUAUCUCGUGCUCUUUGAGAAUGUUUCAAGAGAAAGCUCAACAUUAUAGAUGAUGGGUAGUCGAACACGAAUCUUUUAGAGAAGUCACCGCAAGGAUCGGGCAACAGGUACUACUGCUAAAAGCCCUAGCAGCAAAAUUUCAAAAUGACCAAUGUUCUACCGAAGACAGCCCCUCACUUUAGUAUGAAGAAAAAUAGAAUCGGCAUCUCGUUUGACUUAAUAGACGCGACGCUUAUGAUCUAAUAUCCCUGCUCGUAUCGGCUUUUACCACUACUUGGAUGUGAUUGUCAUUGUUGUACGAGUUACAUUUAGGGCGCAUGUCAGGCAUCACUCUCUUGUGCGGUGCACAAGAGGAAGACGUGAGGCAGCCUGCAUUUCGAUAGUUAGAAAAGAUGCUUUCCUCUCAUUCACCACCCUUUGUGGUUCCCAUUCGAUGAAGGACAAAACUUAUAUCUUCCUUGUCGUCGCGGUCGCUGACGAUAAAAACAUAGAAUUCGCCUUAUAUCUCCAUACUAGCAGCGGCGUUGCCUUCGGCUCUUUUGUGAGGCGUUUUUGCAUUUGAGAAGCGACCAUAUUUUUCGCCGCCAUUUUGUGGUUGGGGUUUUAGCACGUGCAUAUUCUUGCGGGCUUGGAUACUGAAAAAUUGAGGACGAGAGAGAAAAUGCAAGAGACCGUCCUACAUCAUUUGAGCGAAAGAGAGCCUGUCAUGGGUAAGUACACUAUAUGAGUACUUAAUUAUCUUUCGCACUAUCAGUAUCACUCACAGGCACACCACUCCUCUACUCCAACAUCUUCAGACGGCGUCUUCGACAACCUGUACGCGCACGAGGUGGUGAGUAUCGUGAAUAGCUAUUUCGCGCCUGCAGCAGGCGGAAAAUUCGUGCCGCAGACAUCGGAGACGAUGAAAGCGGUGUGCAAAGCGGUCGUUGCAGCAUCACACGCCAAGAGUGGAGAAGAUGGAAAGAAUCGAACUUCCCUCACGCCUCUAGGCUACGGUGGAAAGAUAGACGACACAAGCUGCGUGGUAGGGGAGGUGGUGGAGUACACAAGCUACCAUAGCGACCUCAUACACCGCGCGAGGCGGCAACGCAAGCUUAAAAAGUAUUAGUGCGUGUUAUUAGUAAGUUCACAGUUUUGACAACAAGAUGAGUUGGACCAUGUCGACAUACAGCAUAGCUGUAGCACUUUAUUUCCAACUACUGCUCAUCAUGUCAACUUCGCCUGAGAACAGGUUUUAUGGAUGCAUGCGAACAGCUUGUUUUCCGGUAACGGCGUGUGCCUCAGCUGCUUCCGCCCCAUGCAGAGAGGGCGGCUGCUGUGCCCCGUCAGAAAAGGGUGUAGAUGCUGCGGAACAUUCUAUAAAAGACGGAAUAUCGACCGCGACACCGAGUAAGGACUCUUCUGCUAGUGCACCGAGCAAGGGGCCUUAUGAUUAUGACUAGUGUGAUGCAUGCUUUCAUUUUGACUAUUGCUCUUGUACGCCAGGAAGACUUUGUAUAUCCUCACACGCAGACGGACCCCAUGCUGGGAUUGGGUAUGCUACUAAAAGAGGCGCCUACCUGCUCCUACAGAGAUUCCAUAGUUUUCAACUCCUUUGGAAUUUGUUCUAAUUCAACGACCCCGCGUUAGCACGGGAUCUGACAGGAUACUCGUACACAAAUCCCUACGCGACGUUUACGAAUCCAUACGAGACAUUUGCAGCGCCAUCAUACGACACGGGUCCUACGAGCGGCUUCGGCUAUAGUUAUGAAGGGGCGACUCGCAAUCGCAAUCGGAAUGGGAAUCUCGAUUUUGUAAUUACUCAUACGGGUGUAGUAGUUGUUGAAUGAAGUGGUAGUUGGUUGUGUUGGCUGAAAAAGGAUGUGAUCCCCAGGAAGCUAUCGAAGCGUUGCUUUGAGUAACGUUUUGUUUGUGCGGCUCCGCGAUGGAAAUGGAAUGUGACGCUAGGGCGCAUUGUCCCAUCCUUGCCGCCGGUAAUCAUGAUGGUCGAUGGCGACUACAUCUGUGAUUAUCUUAAUCCGCACUGCGCUGUAAAUUCCUUACCAUGAGUUUACCUCUGUGUAAGUUUUGCGUCAAAGAAGGCCAGUAAGGGUCGAACCUGAAGUACAUGACCAUGACCAUAGCUAAAAUUUGAUGGCGCCCAUGUUGAGCAAAAGCCGUACCUCCUUGUCGUGCCUUUCCACAUUCAUGUCUCCGACUAUUUCGCACCAGGCAGUGUGGCAACGUACACGAACAGUUACGACGCAUACGUGAAUGCGUUCACAAAAGGCGAGCCAUUCGAUUAUGAUGCAACUUCUGCAUGGGUCGUUCCGACACAAGCAGAGCCUGAGGAAGAACUUGCAGAGGCAUCCACAUCGCGAUGCAGCAUAAUGUGA
Molecule: messenger RNA, 9560 nt
Organism: Amoebophrya sp. A25
Lineage: Eukaryota; Dinophyceae; Syndiniales; Amoebophryaceae
Source: the annotation of a GenBank genome assembly